UUAGGGUAAUAAAUUCAUUUCUCAGCAGGCAGGUACUCCUUUGCCCCCCCACUCAGCACCAACUCCAAGGCUUUACUUGAUUUUUUCCUCACCCUGUCUCUCUCUUCAAGCCUUCAUUUCUUAAAGCAAUUCCUCACUGUUUCUCUCCCUUUCUCUCUCUCUUUUUUCACUUCAAUUCUCAGAUAAUUAUUAUUUCUCUUGCUUUCUCUUUAUUGUCUUGUCCUAAUGGCUACAACAGAAGGAAAAUCAGAAACUAAACAAGAAUCUAAGCAAGAAGGCAAACCAGAAUCCAAAGAAGUAGAAGAAAACCAAGAACCUCGUCUCAAGUACAAGGCUUGGGUGUUGAAAGUCUCCAUUCAUUGUGAAGGAUGCAAGAGGAAAGUCGAAAAGACUCUAAGAAAGAUCGAGGGCGUUUAUGAGGUUUAUGCUGAUUUGAAACAACAUAAAGUCACGGUAAAAGCAAAUUUACACGUAGAUGUAGGAACUUUGAUCAAGAAACUAGUAAAGAAAGGGAGACAUGCAGAGUUAUGGCCUGAAAAAGCUGAACAAAAAGAGAAAAAGCAAGGAAAAUCAAAGAACAAAGACAAACAAGGUGGCCAAGCAAACAGUGAAGGAGGUAAUAAAGAGAAAGAAACAGUGACAAAUGAAGUCUCAUUUCAUCAAGAUACUGCUAAGAGCUGUGAAAAUGGUAGCACUAGCAAGAAUGCUGAGGGUUGUAAUGUUGGCAAAGUCCAUGAAGGUGGUGCACCUUGUAAAAACGGUGGACAAGUCAAGGAGGCAAAGCCUGAGGUCAAGCAAACUGUGACCUUCGUGGUCGGUAAUCAGUCACCGGUGGCUGAGAAGAAUGGUGGUGGUGAAAGUGAGGGUAAUGCUGGUGGUGGCAGUGGAAGUAAAAAGAAUAAAAAGAAGGGGGAGAAAGGGAAUGCCAAUGUUAAUUUUGAUGGGGGUGAACAUUCUGGUGAUGCUGGACAUGCAUGCAUUGGAUCACAUGUUACUGCUUAUGGAGCUCAUGGUCCUGUUCCCAUGCCAUCUCCAGCCAGUCAUAGUCCUCCGCGGCAGCACCACAAUAUGUAUGAGCAUCCGGCCUAUUGCCAUGCAUCACCAGUGUACGUUACUAGCUACAAUACGGCAUAUCCUAGUAGUAGCCAUAGUGCAUCGUAUUAUACCUCACCACCACCGUAUUCGUACAUGUAUAUUAAUGGGGGCACGCAUUCAUCACAGCCGUCUGAUUCCUUCGAGAUGUUCAGCGACGAAAACCCAAAUGCAUGUUCAAUUGUGUGAUGUAUUCUUCAGCAUUAUACUACUUGUAUGUGUAAUGGGGAAUAAUUUUGCAAUGUAUGUAGAUAUAGAAGGAAACCAUGUAGUUUUAAGUUAGGGUAAAAGAAUAAGAGCAGGGGAAAAUGGGGUUUGGAGGUCUUUUUCUUUAGUGGUGUUUGUGCUUAGCUUUCUUUAGAACUGUUUACUCUUUUAAGGUCUGGUUUUAAAAGUUAACAUUUAGCCUUGUAAUAUGCUAGUUGUUAAUUUGUAGGCCCCUUGUCCUCUCUUUCCUUCUUCCUCUAUUACAUGUGUGAAAGUAGGUUUUGUUAGAUGGUGAUUAAAUGAAUGCCUAGAUGGUUAGAUGGAUACUUUGGGCCAAGAAAAAUGGAGGCUCAUAUUUUUUUCUUUGGACAAUUUGCCAAUAUUGGGUGAUUGUUUCUCCAGAAGGCUUUAAAAUUUUGGCGUUUUGCUCUUAGGUU
Messenger RNA from Durio zibethinus, 1736 nucleotides. RefSeq names its product heavy metal-associated isoprenylated plant protein 35-like. The record is from RefSeq and is a predicted model, not a curated record. Gene Ontology annotation, molecular function: metal ion binding. Lineage: Eukaryota; Viridiplantae; Streptophyta; Magnoliopsida; Malvales; Malvaceae.